AUGGCCUUAGACGCCUGGCUAGGCUUAGAGGGCAUCUCUGGCGGAUCUAUCAGCAAGAAGGCAACGCUGUUAAUUAAGGCGAACAUGCCUAUGUCGGCGACGCAGGUGGAGGAGAUUAAAGACAGCGAGAUGGAGGACUGCGAACACGGCAGUAAUAAGGAGUGCGUUGAGCCUGCGCCUGCCUAA
This is a messenger RNA of Ascochyta rabiei, 186 nucleotides long. RefSeq lists its product as uncharacterized. The transcript has a single exon. Bases 1 to 186 code for a protein of 61 amino acids. The record is from RefSeq and is a predicted model, not a curated record. NCBI's taxonomy places the organism in Eukaryota, Fungi, Ascomycota, Dothideomycetes, Pleosporales, Didymellaceae.